Molecule: messenger RNA, 462 nt
Organism: Aspergillus chevalieri
Lineage: Eukaryota; Fungi; Ascomycota; Eurotiomycetes; Eurotiales; Aspergillaceae
Exons: 2
Coding region: 1-462 (153 amino acids)
Source: RefSeq, a predicted model, not a curated record
AUGACCCGCACCAUCUACCUAGCCCUCUUCAACAACGGCCCCAAACCCGCCCACUACGCCAUCUGGAUCCCCAAACUCAACCCAGACAUCCUAGGCAAGCUCAUCCAAGUUGAUGGAAACCCAGCAACAGGCUUCCACCUCCAAUUCGUGCGCAACUAUAACAUCGCCAGUGAUACGCUUUCCGAAUACAAACUCACCCCGCUGGCUGAAGUUGAUGAUAAAUAUGUAGCUGAUCCUGCCGGUACGGAGCGGUCGAUUGAUACGACUGCUCGGGAUCGGUUGGAGUCUGUUGCGACGGUGGUUAAGCCGCCUGGACGGAGUGCUAAGCCUUUUGAUUCGGAGGCGCCUAAUUGCCAGAAUUGGCUGUAUAAGUAUGUGCAGAAACUUAUCAAGGAAGGGUUUGUUGAAUCUAGCGCUGGUUUGGUUGUUCAGGAUGCUCCAAAGGUAUUUGAGAAGGCAUGA